AUGAAUAGCUUUACUACUCUCACGACAGAGUCUACAUGUGCAACGAUGACGAAAUCAGCAUCACAAAAAUUAGUAAAGCUUGAUGGGAGAACUGGCGAAGGCGGCGGACAGCUUGUCAGGAUCGCGGUUUCAUUAGCUGCUCUGACCGGAACCCCUCUCCUAAUCACGAAUGUCAGAGGUAACAGAUUGGGAAAGAGGAAUGGUGGUUUAAAAGCACAGCACGUUUCUGCUAUAACAUGGCUCGCGAAAAUUACAUCCGCCGAGACAACUGGAUGUUUCGUUGGAAGCAAGACAAUCGAGUUUAAGCCCAACUCCUCUCAUCAUUAUACAGUUGAUAGAGAUAUAAACAUUGAUGCAGAUUCCGCAUCUAGCAUUCUACUUGUACUUCAGGCGAUUCUUCCCGUCGUGCUAUUUGCAAAUGAUGCCGCGGCCCUUCCAAUCAAGCUCUCAAUUAAAGGAGGGACCAAUGGAAGUUUCUCUCUAUCAUAUGAGUAUCUCGAUCAAGUACUAUUACCAACUCUCGAAAGAUUCGGUAUUUGUGUAGAGCGACAACUCAAAGUUAGAGGAUGGUCACAUGGUCCAUUAAAACUGGGCCAUGCAGAGUUCAAGAUACAUCCCAUACCUUUCAGCCAGUCUCCGAAAGUCCCAAAUUGGCCAACUGAACGUGGAAGCGUGAAGGAAAUAGAUAUCUCGAUCCUAGUACUUGAAACACUCCAGGAGCCGCUCGUAGAUGCUUUGGCUACAACUAUUAAGCAACGCUUUCCUGAAGCAAAAAUCAAUAUUGUUCUAAGAGAGAAUACGCAUCGGAUAUACACACUUUUAGUAGCUCAUACUUCUACUGGACUAAGAUUUGGGCGCGAUUGGUUGUACGAUAGAAAGACAAAGGAUAGAACCCCAGAAGACAUAUCGGCAGAUAUAGCAGAGAGGGUAGUUGAAGAUCUUGGUUCCGAGUUUGAAAAGGGCGGUUUAGUGGAUGAGUAUCUUCAAGAUCAACUGGUUAUUUUUCAAGCACUUGCUGGUGGUCGAUCAACAAUUUUGGGACAUGAGCUCUCGUCUGAUCUAAAAAGUCGCCCCGAUCGUACGGACGAACCUUUUGGGGAUGGGAGUAGACAUACCACUACAGCUAGAUGGGUUGCUAGUCAAAUGCUUCCCGAAUUGAAGUGGUAUAAUAACGGGCAAACAUGUGAGGGAGUUGGUUGGAAAAUCAAUGACAGCAAUUCUACUAUGUCAUCCGAUAAUUCUUGA
Messenger RNA from Botrytis fragariae, 1245 nucleotides. RefSeq names its product putative rna 3 -terminal phosphate cyclase protein. The coding region runs from base 1 to 1245 and encodes 414 amino acids. The transcript is spliced from 3 exons. Gene Ontology annotation, biological process: RNA processing. Gene Ontology annotation, molecular function: RNA-3'-phosphate cyclase activity. Gene Ontology annotation, cellular component: nucleus. The record is from RefSeq and is a predicted model, not a curated record. Lineage: Eukaryota; Fungi; Ascomycota; Leotiomycetes; Helotiales; Sclerotiniaceae.